Mustela lutreola (European mink) is the source of this 3431-nucleotide messenger RNA. RefSeq names its product HLF transcription factor, PAR bZIP family member (gene HLF). Gene Ontology annotation, cellular component: nucleus. The record is from RefSeq and is a predicted model, not a curated record. Lineage: Eukaryota; Metazoa; Chordata; Mammalia; Carnivora; Mustelidae. Gene Ontology annotation, molecular function: RNA polymerase II cis-regulatory region sequence-specific DNA binding; DNA-binding transcription factor activity, RNA polymerase II-specific. Gene Ontology annotation, biological process: regulation of transcription by RNA polymerase II. Bases 423 to 1313 code for a protein of 296 amino acids. The transcript has 4 exons.
GAGGGGGGUGGGGUGGGACGGCGCCCAGCCUCGGGUGCUGGCGCGUGGGGGCCGGGCCGCGCGGUGCCUUCCGCCCUUCUGCAGCCAUCUGCAUAUUUUUUCUUUCUUUUUCGCAAUUUUGAACAUUUUGCAGGACGAGGGGUUCGAGGCAGGUGAGAGCAUCCUGCACGUCGCCGAGGAGCCCGCGGGGCGCUUGGCGCGCUCUCCGGGGACCAUCUGCACUGGGAACCCGAAAGUUUUUUGUUUUUAUUUUCUUAUGCAGAUGUAUUUAUAAAGAUAUAAGUAAUUUUUUUUUUCUUGUCUCCACCGCCUUGAAAACGAGUACUUUUGGCAAAGGACGGAGGAAAAAGCUCAGCAACAUUUUGGGGGGCGGUUGGGCUUUUUUUUUUUUUUUUUUAGAAAAAAAAUUUGAGUGCAUCGCGAUGGAGAAAAUGUCCCGACCGCUCCCCCUGAAUCCCACCUUUAUUCCGCCUCCCUACGGCGUGCUCAGGUCCUUGUUGGAGAACCCGCUGAAGCUCCCCCUUCAUCACGAAGACGCAUUUAGUAAAGAUAAAGAUAAGGAAAAGAAGCUGGAUGAUGAGAGUAAUAGCCCGACGGUCCCCCAGUCGGCGUUCUUGGGACCCACCUUAUGGGACAAAACCCUUCCCUAUGACGGAGAUACUUUCCAGUUGGAAUACAUGGACCUGGAGGAGUUUUUGUCGGAAAAUGGCAUUCCCCCCAGCCCGUCCCAGCACGACCACAGCCCUCACCCUCCCGGGCUGCAGCCGGCUUCCUCCGCAGCCCCCUCCGUCAUGGACCUCAGCAGUCGGGCGUCUGCACCCAUUCACCCUGGCAUCCCGUCCCCGAACUGCAUGCAGAGCCCCAUCAGACCAGGUCAGCUGUUGCCAGCAAACCGCAAUACACCGAGUCCCAUCGAUCCUGACACCAUCCAGGUCCCGGUGGGUUAUGAGCCAGACCCGGCAGACCUUGCCCUCUCCAGCAUCCCUGGCCAGGAAAUGUUCGAUCCCCGCAAACGCAAGUUCUCAGAGGAGGAACUGAAGCCACAGCCCAUGAUCAAGAAAGCACGCAAGGUCUUCAUCCCCGACGAUCUGAAGCAGGACGACAAGUACUGGGCCCGGCGCAGGAAGAACAACAUGGCAGCCAAGCGCUCCCGCGACGCCCGGAGGCUGAAGGAGAAUCAGAUCGCAAUCCGGGCGUCCUUCCUGGAGAAGGAGAACUCGGCCCUGCGCCAGGAGGUGGCUGACUUGCGGAAGGAGCUGGGCAAAUGCAAGAACAUACUGGCCAAGUACGAGGCCCGGCACGGGCCCCUGUAGGCUGGCGGUUUUGUGGGCUGGCUUCCGAAUAGAUGGACAAUGUGUUUCCCGCCCGCCCGAUAGCACCACACCUGAAGCAACCUUUCUGACAUCAGCACUUUACCGGAGGCGUAAACACAACGGACUCACGUUCUGGUGUACGUGCGCGCGUGCUUGUGCUCCCGUGUGGUCCAAGGCGCGCGCGCGCGUGCCUUUGCACUUGCCAUGUUAAGGUAGCCCUCUCGUCGUCUUUCAGUUCCGAAAAAGAAAGGUGCCGUGUUUUUACUGGACUGAGGAGACACCCCCUGACACACACACACCCGUGGGGUCUCCUGCCCCUCCCUCCUCCUCCACUCCUCCCCCUUCCAGCGUCGCUCCCGGGUGACUCCCGCCUACUCUUCCAGGACUGUCUGCUGGGCUUCAUCAAGCAGAGUCCUGGUAAACUAGUAGAUCUCAGUUGUCAAGACUACGAGCUCUUGUUUCUGUUUAAUCUGUAAGUUACCAUGCUAAUAAGGUGCACAAAAAUCACUUAGCACUACACUGCAGCUGUCUCUCUCAGUUAUAGGUUGCUUUCCUCAUAUUUUCAGUUUUGGUGAUAAUUGUCUUCAAAUUUAAAGUGCUGUUUAGAUUUACUAGAUCCCAUAUUUACUUACUGCUAUCUACUAAGUUUCCUUUUAAUUCUACCAACCCCAGAUAAGUAAGAAUACUAUUCUAGAACACAGAGUGUGUUUUUGCACUGUCUGUACCUAAAGCAAUAAUCCUACUGUACGCUAGAGCAUGCUGCCUGAGUAUUACUAGUGGGCAUAGGAUAUGUUCCCUACCUAAGAAUUCCACUGUCUUUUACAACACGAAAAUUACAGUAAUGCAUUUGAGCAUGCCCAGAACAUCCCCAGGACAGGGAAGCAGAGGGAAAUGCCAGGUCUCAGAACGAGGGGUUAACUUAUCAGUGUAGGAGCCAAAAACAACUGCAUCUUGGAACAGCUUUUGACAUUGAUCUGUCUGGUUUUGUUUUCUCCCCUCCCCCAACCCCCCCACCCUCCCCCUUUUCUAGUUGCCUUUUUCCAUAUCCCUCUUGAUACUCGAAACAAUUACUUAAGAUUCAGUUUUCCCCAUUUUUUGUAAUAUAUAUAUUUUUGUGAAUUAUACCUUGCUGUUUUUAAAAAUCAGUUAAUUAAGUUAAUAAGUUGAUGUUUUGUAAGACCCUUUUUCCUAGUGGUGUCGUUUUUGAAUGCUUCAUAAAUUAAUGAUUCUGGAGCUUUUGUUUCUUAUUUUCUGUUUGCUUUUUGAACGUAUGUGCUCUUAUAAAGUGGACUUCUGAAAAAUGAAUGUAAAAGACACUGGUGUAUCUCAGAAGAGGAGGGUGUUGUCACAAACUGUGGUUAAUCCAAUCAAUUUAAAUGUUUACUAUAGACCAAAAGGAGAGAUUAUUAAAUUGUUUAAUGUUUAUACAGAGUAAUUAUAGGAAGUUCUUUUUUGUACAGUAUUUUUCAGAUAUAAAUACUGACAAUGUAUUUUGGAAGACAUAUAUUAUAUAUAGCAAAGAGAAAAGGAAAACUAUUCCAUGUUUUAAAAUUAUAUAGCAAAGAUAUAUAUUCAUCAAUGUUGUACAGAGAAGAAGAGCUUGGGGGUUUUUGAAGUCUUUAAUAUUUUAAGCCUAUCACUGAUACAUCAGCAUGUUUUUUGCUUUAAAUUAAAAUUUUAUGACAGUAUCGAAGCUUGGUGUGACGAAUCUCGCUCUAAAAUAUGGAAGAUUCUUUCUUGUUUCCUAUUAGGUCUCAGAAAGAAGUUAACGUCACCCAAAAGCACAAAGUGGAUGUUAGUCAAAUAUUUAUUGGAUGAUACAGUGUUUUUUUAGGAAAAGCAUCUGUCACGAAAAUGUUCACUUCAAAGUUACGAAUUCCUGGAAUGAAAUAUCACUGCAAGCACCCCAAACAAUUCUGUUCUCCUCUGUGGGCACGUGCGUCUUAUGCAAUAUAAGGUUGAUAUCGGUGUUAAGUGUAUGGUUUCUAAUUUGAUAGGUGUUUUGACUUCAAAGAUGAUUGUUCUUUUGUUUCACAAAGUUGUGUAAUGUCAAGAGAUUCUGCUGUUAUUGCAAAGAAACAAUUUGUGCUAGAUUAAAACACCCUUUCAUCAAUGGGA